Chenopodium quinoa (quinoa) is the source of this 747-nucleotide messenger RNA. Its product is annotated as bridging integrator 2-like. Bases 1 to 747 code for a protein of 248 amino acids. The transcript has 3 exons. NCBI's taxonomy places the organism in Eukaryota, Viridiplantae, Streptophyta, Magnoliopsida, Caryophyllales, Amaranthaceae. The record is from RefSeq and is a predicted model, not a curated record.
AUGGCUCGGACUAGGAAAACGGCUGUUGACCCCGAGUAUAAAUCAGAUGAUUCAGCCGGUACGCCGGUUGAAGACGUUCCUUUUGAUCAACCAGGCGUUCCAAGUACGCCUGGUGAUGAGAUUUUGGAAGAGUCCGGGAGCUCAAGCGGUGAAGAAAUCGAUCAGGAAGCCGGAUCUUCAGAGUCCACAAUGACGUCGGAUGCCCCAGAACAAGAUGAGGAGGCAUACAGCUGGCCUUCAAUCAACAAUCCAUUGGAGGCGCACAUGAGCGACUGGGAUGUUGUGACAUUAAACGCAACACUCGAAGCUUUUUUGAAAAAGCGUCCGGUAGGGGAUGGCUGGGAGUUGGAGAAAGGAUUAGAAAUGACUCCUCCUGAAAUGACGCCGGCUAAGUCAGCCGCUGAAAUUAGGAAAGAACAGCUAGAGCAGAAACAGGCCCAACUUGCUGCCCGGGGCAGUGGGACGGGAAGCCAGAACGUUCCCCGCUCAAUUCGCCAGAUGGUGAGACCGGGUGGGGAGCUUCCUCAACCGCCUCCACAAAGGCGCAGGGUCCUAGGUGGCCCUACUCCAUCAUCAGCCGGCAGAAUACCGGCUCCUGAGAGGCCAAUUACUACAGGAAAAAGUCUGCAAAGUCUAGGCCUGAGCUGUGAGCCGGCUGAGACCGGAUCUAGGGAGCCUGCUUCGUCUAGCCGGGUGCCGGCUAUUGCUUCCGGCUCCAAUGCGACUGGGGGUGGUGGCACCCCUUAG